GGUUCCCGAAGGCUUCCAUGUGCCAGGACUGUAGUAAGAUGGCAGUCUGAGCUCUUUCUUUUCCAGGCUCUAAGGUUUCGAAACCCACUCCGCUCCACGGGCGGAGGGCGUCUCCCGCAGCGUCACUCCGCCGGAGGAGCGCGCGCACACGCCCAGCUCUGAGGCGCUAGCUACUAAAGUUAGCACCGCUUACAGAAAAGCACCGACAGAGUUGCAGUCAUGUCCUCUUUGUGCGGCAAGUCUUCUGAAGAGCUGUCACGACUUUUGGAUGAGUAUGGGAUCAAACAUGGGCCCAUUGUUGAUUCCACCAGGAAGCUUUAUGAGAAAAAGCUUACAGAGGCUAUGGCCAAAGGCACCAAGCCAUCUUCUUCUGACAAGACCUACUACCGAGAAGAACAGGAAGAAGUCACAUAUGUCACAUAUCAUCCACCAGUGAGACAAGAAGUCCGCGGAGAAGCAACAAGAAGAUCGAGGAUCACUGAUUAUGAUGAUGAAGUAGAUAACGCACACGAGCCUAUCAUCAGCCGCACUCAGACAGGCCUCCAGAGCUCACUCUACUCCAGACCAACAGCAUACACAAGCAGAUACAGCCAACAGGAUGCUAGUCCAGUGCCAGCGAAAUCUGAGGGCAGCAAAUCAGGGGGUGUGCCAGGCUGGCUUCGGGUCCUGGUGUUUAUCAUCGUUGCAGUGUUUCUUUACUAUGUGUACUCAAACAUGGAGUCUGCAGAGCAAAACCCAUUUGGGAAAAUCGAUGCAUAGGUGCCUCAUCACUUUCGGUUCAUCCUUAAAUUCUUUUGUCCCCCUCUAGAUCAUUGUAUCCAGAGUGUGCACUACAAGCACAAAUAUUUUGCCAUUUGGAUUUUUAUAUUAAGUUUGCACAUUUGAUAUUUCGUGUAGUCGAAAGAUGAACGGUUAUCCAUAAACAUGAGAGAGAUGAGUUUAAUAGGGCAUUUCUAACGGUUUUCUUGUUAAUUCUUGAUGGAAGAUUGGGGUGGUUUUUCCAAAGCAUGCUUUAAGGAAACAUACAUUUCCUGACUUCUUCAGUUGCUUGUUUACAGUCUUUUCAAUUCCAAAAAGCCUUAAUAAGGGUCCUCUUUAUGAACAUGCAUCUGAUUAAAACACUGUAGUUUGUUUUUUCAUGAUGUAACAAGAUACUGAACCAAGAGAUUCAUUCAGGAAAUGUCCAGUUGUCUGGAUGGUGAUCUAAGGUGCUGUGAUGAAGCGCAUUUACUGCUAACUUGGUGAAAUUCCUUUCUGAUUGCUAUUAAAUAAGGUCAUCAGGUUUUGAAAACAUCAUAAAGAAGUUUGUGAAUUAGCUGACCCACUACCCCGUUUUCCAUGUCUGUCUACACUACAUAACCUGUAUUGUAGCUUCUCAUAUACAUACAGUGGGUUCCAAAAGUCCUGAGCCCACUACUGAAAAUGCUUCCAUCUGGCAUUCAAUUUAAUAAAAGUUUGUGUUUUUUUUUUAUUACAACUUCUGUUAGAAGUAGAAUCCUUAACAAUUAAACCUGAAUUUCAGAUCUUCUUAGUAUUUAGCAUGUCCCCAGUUUCAUUUAUUGAUGUGCACUAUGACUGGCAUGAACUCCACCAACUGUGCAAAAGCCAGAUAGUCAAAUCCACUUGAGAGUUGAGCUUCAAUAGCAGGGAUAACUAAAGGAAAAACAAAAAAUUAACUUUAAAAACUAUAAAACUUUUUUUUUUUACUGUAAAUUAAAUCUGACCUAUUUGUACAAAUGCCUUUCCAUGGUCAGUGUCACAAGCUUUGAUUUGAGUAGGGACCUGGGGAAGUGUAGAAUUUCAAAUAUUUCUGCGUCAUUUUAAUUGUCAUAACUUGUUUUAAAUUGUUCAAAGACUUCCUUUUUACUCCAGGCUUAAAUGAAAAAAGGUCAGUGUGGUCUCGGACUGUUGGACCCUAUUGUACACGUUGUGAUGGAGCGGCAAUUAAAAAAGACAUGUAAGGUUUCAGCAUGCUGAAAUCCAGUAAAAAGGAUCCAUUAAAAUGUAUUAAAGUUUGGAUAAAUGAGGAAAACAAGCAUAUUAAAUGAUUUUCACACAUUUUUAUUAAAAAAAGAGUCACGCUUGUUGUAUUUGAACUCUCUCCUUGCAACAAUAUUUUAGGUUCAUGGACAUUUUUGAUUGAUAUAAAAAAGGUUCAAUUCUUAUAACGCCCAAUGGAAAAUGAUCCAAUCAGGAUUUCUCUUGGAUACAGUCAAGCUAGGAGGCAGUUGGCAGCUCUGUGCCCUGUAAGUCUCUGUAAAACUACCACAAGGAGAAAUAAAUGUUUCUAUGUCUCUUA
Molecule: messenger RNA, 2299 nt
Organism: Pygocentrus nattereri (red-bellied piranha)
Lineage: Eukaryota; Metazoa; Chordata; Actinopteri; Characiformes; Serrasalmidae
Gene: emd
Product: emerin (Emery-Dreifuss muscular dystrophy)
Exons: 7
Coding region: 220-759 (179 amino acids)
Source: RefSeq, a predicted model, not a curated record